AGAGUAUUCGAUCAUCAUGCCUGCUUCUGCUCCUCUGGUCAGCGCCGGCGGCUCUAACGCCAACGACAACAUCACCCGCUUCGAACCCCCCAGCCGAGUGCUCUCCCCUCACAGCCAUACCCUCUUCCACAACAAGACAAGAUGUUUCGUCUACGGUAUGCAGCCCCGUGCUGUCCAGGGUAUGCUCGACUUCGACUUCAUCUGCAAGCGUAGCACGCCCUCCGUCGCCGGUAUCAUCUACACCUUCGGUGGUCAGUUCGUGAGCAAGAUGUAUGGAAUACCCCCCGCAUUGUCCUUGGCCUGGAAUACUGACCCCGUAUACAGGUACUGGGGAACCAGCGAGACCCUCCUGCCCGUCUACCAGGAUGUCUCCAAGGCCAUGGCCAAGCACCCCGACGUUGACACCGUUGUCAACUUCGCCUCUUCCCGUUCCGUCUACAGCUCCACCAUGGAGUUGAUGCAGUGCCCCCAGAUCAAGUCGAUCGCCAUCAUUGCCGAGGGUGUCCCCGAGCGUCGUGCUCGUGAGAUCCUGGUUACCGCCAAGGAGAAGGGCAUCACCAUCAUUGGUCCCGCUACCGUCGGAGGUAUCAAGCCCGGUGCUUUCAAGAUCGGUAACACCGGUGGUAUGAUGGACAACAUCGUUGCCUCCAAGCUCUACCGCAAGGGUUCCGUUGGUUACGUCUCCAAGUCCGGUGGUAUGUCCAACGAGUUGAACAACAUCAUCUCCCAGAACACCGACGGUGUCUACGAGGGUGUCGCCAUCGGUGGUGACCGUUACCCCGGUACCACCUUCAUCGACCACCUGCUCCGUUACCAGGCCGAGCCCGAGUGCAAGAUCCUGCUCUUGCUUGGUGAGGUCGGUGGUGUUGAGGAGUACCGUGUCAUCGAGGCCGUCAAGAACGGUACCAUCACCAAGCCCAUCGUCGCCUGGGCCAUCGGUACCUGCGCCAGCAUGUUCAAGACGGAGGUUCAGUUCGGUCACGCCGGUGCCUCUGCCAACUCCCAGCUGGAGACCGCUGUGAACAAGAACCAGGCCAUGCGUGAGGCUGGUAUCCACGUCCCCGAGACCUUCGAGGACCUGCCCCAGAUCCUGAAGGAGGUCUACGACGCCGAGGUCCAGAAGGGUGUCAUCAAGCCCCAGCCCGAGCCCGCUGUUCCCAAGAUCCCCAUUGACUACUCGUGGGCCCAGGAGCUGGGUCUCGUCCGUAAGCCCGCUGCUUUCAUCUCCACCAUCUCCGACGACCGUGGCCAGGAGCUCCUGUACGCCGGUAUGCCCAUCUCCGAUGUCUUCAAGGAGGACAUUGGUAUCGGUGGUGUCAUGUCUCUUCUGUGGUUCCGUCGCCGCCUGCCCCGCUUCGCCAGCAAGUUCCUGGAGAUGGUUCUCAUGCUCACUGCCGACCACGGUCCCGCCGUGUCCGGUGCCAUGAACACCAUCAUCACCACCCGUGCCGGCAAGGACCUGAUCAGUGCCCUGGUCUCCGGUCUGCUGACCAUCGGUUCCCGCUUCGGUGGUGCCCUUGACGGUGCCGCCGAGGAGUUCACCAAGGCCUUUGACAAGGGUCUCAGCCCCCGUGACUUCGUCGACGGCAUGCGCAAGGAGAACAAGCUGAUCCCCGGUAUUGGUCACCGUAUCAAGUCUCGUAACAACCCCGAUCUGCGUGUCGAGCUGGUCAAGGAGUACGCCAAGAAGCACUUCCCCAGCACCAAGCUGCUCGACUACGCCAUUGCUGUCGAGACCGUCACUACCUCCAAGAAGGACAACCUGAUCCUGAACGUUGACGGCUGUGUCGCUGUCUGCUUCGUCGACCUCAUGCGCCACUGCGGUGCUUUCUCCCCCGAGGAGGUUGAGGACUACAUGCGCAUGGGUGUCCUGAACGGUCUCUUCGUUCUCGGCCGUAGCAUGGGUCUGAUUGCCCACUACCUCGACCAGAAGCGUCUGCGUACCGGUCUGUACCGUCACCCCUGGGACGACAUCACCUACCUCCUCCCCGCCCUCCAGAAGGGUGGCUCGGAAGGCCGUGUCGAGGUCAACCUCUAAUUACCUAUACCGAAUUAUUAAUACUUUGAUUUUCCUUUUUCUUUUUCUUAUGCGGUGGAAGUGGCCAGUGUGGGAUGCUGGUAAUUUCGUCAAAAUCCGUCAUGUUAUCUGACGUUGGAGUUAUGAUGGCUUGCGUUUUGCAUUUGAUUUCCUUUUUCUCUUUUCCUUUUCCAACAUACAAUAUAGUGUGCACAUGUGGCAUGACCAGCUGAUAAGGUUGAUGAAUUCUACGCAACUGAGCAUGGUGCAGUAAGCAUCUGGUUUUAGACGAAUCACAAGACGGCAGUUGACCGUUCAAUUCAAUGUUU
Messenger RNA from Aspergillus melleus, 2346 nucleotides. RefSeq names its product putative ATP citrate lyase, subunit 1 (gene acl1). Gene Ontology annotation, cellular component: cytosol. The transcript has 4 exons. NCBI's taxonomy places the organism in Eukaryota, Fungi, Ascomycota, Eurotiomycetes, Eurotiales, Aspergillaceae. Gene Ontology annotation, biological process: fatty acid biosynthetic process; tricarboxylic acid cycle; acetyl-CoA biosynthetic process. The record is from RefSeq and is a predicted model, not a curated record. The coding region runs from base 17 to 2038 and encodes 673 amino acids. Gene Ontology annotation, molecular function: ATP citrate synthase activity.